Molecule: messenger RNA, 1080 nt
Organism: Fusarium oxysporum Fo47
Lineage: Eukaryota; Fungi; Ascomycota; Sordariomycetes; Hypocreales; Nectriaceae
Product: FAD-dependent oxidoreductase
Exons: 3
Coding region: 1-1080 (359 amino acids)
Molecular function (GO): FAD binding; D-amino-acid oxidase activity
Source: RefSeq, a predicted model, not a curated record
AUGGACCACUCCUGUCAGAUUGUCGUUGUAGGAGCGGGAAUCCUAGGUAUCACGGCGGCCUUAGAACUUCAGGAAACGUUGGCGGCAAGCAAACCCCGUGGAUCCAUCACCAUCGUUGCCACGGAGUUUCCGGGCGACGAAUGUAUCAAUUAUGCCUCUCCUUGGGCAGGAGCUCACUCUCGAAUUGCCCCCUGUACGACACCUCGCCAAGUCCGCGAUCGAAAGCUCGAGCAAGUCACCUGGGACGUUUUCCGCGCACAGUCCAAGACCUACCCCGAGGCAGGAAUCGAGUUCUUGGAUGCCUUCGAUUAUCUGGAAGACCCUUCUGAAGAGUACCUAAAGUUACAGGGUGGCUACGCCGAAACCGAGGGGUUUCAGCUACUCCAAGAGCAUGAACUACAGCCCAACAUCAAGUUCGGAAGCAAGUACCAGGCAUGGUGCCUGAACCCGCCCGUGUAUUGUAUCUUUCUGCUCCGCCGCUUUAUUCUCCGUGGUGGAAAUACGAUGCGUUUGAAGCUCACUAGCCUAGCUGAGGCCGCAAGCCUUGCGCCAAACGUCCAGGUGGUCGUGAACUGCUCAGGAGUGGGCUUCGGGGAUCCUGAUGUGUUCCCUGUUAGAGGCCAAACUUGCCUUGUUAGCAACGCCUGCGACAGAACCAUCACACAGCAGAACAAAGACGGUUCAUGGACCUUCAUCAUUCCUCGACCGCUUGAAGGCGGCACCAUCAUCGGAGGCACGAAGGAACCCAACAACUGGUCCGCAAGAGCAUCACUGGAGACAAGAAACCAUCUCUUAACCCAAGCGGCCAAGAUUUACCCCGCUAUCUUGAAAGGAAACUCGAAAUUUGAUGUCAUUAGAGACAUUGUUGGAAGAAGACCCGAGCGAAAAGGAGGGCUGCGAUUGUCUUCCGAGUCUCUUCAUCUUUCAGCUUCGCGAAGCGGUGAAAGCAACCACCGCCGUGUAGUCAAGCUCAUUCAUGCUUAUGGAGCUGGUGGAGCGGGAUACGAACUCUGCUGGGGCGUGGCUCAGGAGGUUGCCAAGAUGGGGUUGGAGGAAACCCCGUUGAAAUCAUCCUUGUAG